Molecule: messenger RNA, 1470 nt
Organism: Actinia tenebrosa (Australian red waratah sea anemone)
Lineage: Eukaryota; Metazoa; Cnidaria; Anthozoa; Actiniaria; Actiniidae
Product: protein YIPF4
Biological process (GO): vesicle fusion with Golgi apparatus; endoplasmic reticulum to Golgi vesicle-mediated transport
Cellular component (GO): membrane; trans-Golgi network
Source: RefSeq, a predicted model, not a curated record
CUAGUGUUGUUGGACACGUAAAAAAUAUCCAAGAUGGCUGCCACUUCAGUUCCUCUUCAUCACCCAAGUUCUAACGCCGAUCUUUCCUACGAAACACAACCAGAUGAAUUUGCUUUUACCUCACCCGUUACACAAGACUCCAGUGCGUACACUGGAUCGAUCGAAACGCAGGACAGCGAGUUAGGAGAAGGGAAAAAAAGCGGUCAAAGUGAAGGUCCAAGUUCAAUAUACUCGCAGAUCUUAAGUCGUAAAGGCUUCGAAUGGCUUCUUGAAGUGGACGAUGCAGAAGAGAAUGAUUUCAACAAACCUUUGUUGGAGGAGUUAGACAUUGAUGUACAAGAUAUCUACUACAAAGUGCGCUGUGUUUUGUUCCCACUACCAUCUCUUGGAUUUAAGCGUGACGUCUUGCGUGACAGUCCAGAUUUUUGGGGCCCCCUGUUUGUUGUGCUGCUGUAUGCGAUGUUGGCUUUGUAUGGGCAGUUUAGGGUGGUGUCAUGGAUAAUUACCAUCUGGUUAUCUGGAUCUUUGAUCAUAUUCUUGUUGGCUAGAGUUCUCGGGGGAGAGGUAAAUUACUCACAGUGUCUUGGUGUUAUUGGUUAUUCAAUUAUUCCUCUGGUCUUGACAGCCCUUGCAUUACCAUUGGCUCGGUACUUUCCAAUGCUUGAGUUCCUGAUAAAGGCUUUUGGUGUAGUCUGGGCUUCCUACAGUGCAGGAUCACUUUUAAUCCAAGAAGAACUGAAAACAAAAAGACCACUUCUCCUUUAUCCCAUUCUGCUUCUGUACAUAUACUUUUUCUCACUCUAUACGGGAGUAUAAUAAUAUUGCUGGAAGAAUAUUAAUAGACAUUCUAAAGAGACAAAGACUCAUUGAGACUCAUAAAGCUCUCUUGAGAUAAGAGUCUUAAUGCAGAGGCCACAAUGCAGAGGACUAAUUCGCACCUUGCAUAUACAAGGUGUGAAUAAAUUAUUAACUCAAAAUAUUGCUCCUUAUAAGGGAAAUGGGAAGUUGGCAAUUGCAAAAUUCAAUGGCAAAAUUAUACAAGCUUCAUUUAUAGCACUGGUUUUGUUAGUUUGUUGUGUCUCUUGAGCUCACCUCAACCCAGUAGCAAACAAGCAACUCUAGUGCAAAGUGUAUACAUUAGGAUAACGAAUUGAGACAACUGAAGUUAGAUCAUUCAUAAUCUUUAGACAGACAAGUACUGGCGGUGUACAGGCAGAUAAUAAAUUAAUUUCCUCAAGAAAUCUAAAAACAGAGUUUAAAAUUCCCUUGAUUAUUAAUAUUAUUAAAUCUCAUGCGUUCAAGAUAUCUGAACUUCCUCUUAAUAUCUUAUGACAGUGGGUGCUAAAAGCCAGGGUUUUUUUAUGACUCAAUUUGCAAAACAAAAAAUUAGCUAUUUGGUUUUAGAAUUUUAUGUUUAUUAGACAGGUGUAAAUUGAUAAAAUAAAGCAAAACAAAAUUCUCGUAGAGUUA